CCUCCACUCUCUCCCCCUCACUCCCCUCUUUGAUAUGCUCCUUUUGCUUUUUUGGGGACGUUUGGGAUCUCUCCACGCUUCACUACCCAUCGCUGCAUCCCACUGCUGAUUCUGCAUUUGGCACCUCACAGCAUUGCGCCUUAUCUCUGAGUGCUCAUUGAUCAUUCCCUUAUUCCAUCUGACAUACGGCAUUUCGAUUUCACAGCAGUGCAUCAAUUUCAGAGCGAUGCAACAAACCUCCCACGUCCCUUGGCGGCUGUCGUCCGCACAAGGCUCUGAGUAUCCUAAGCAGCAGUUUAGUCUCUCCCACACCAUGUCCAUGGUGAACCUACAUGAGGAACCGACCUGGUAUGCGAACCGAGGGCCAUCAUCCCCCACGGCGUCCUCGGUUUCGUCAACUACAAGUCGGAGUAUAACCCCAACCACUUCAAACAACCCAUGGUCGAACCUCAUGGCAAGUCCAGGUUCGACUAAUUCUGUGAGUUCGGUCAAUUCAGCCAGCUCUUCGCCCAGAGAUAGUCCCAAUCGUACCCCGCAAUAUACAAGUCGAUCUACAACGCCUACGCCAAUAGCACCACAGCCGCUACGACCUAUAAACCCCGCUGCCGGCUUCAUUCCAAUGUCUCCAACCACUUCAUCUUCGGCAGGUGAUAGCUUCCGAGGGGAUUUUCCAGGUUCUCCCGUAUCCAAUUUUCCUGGAUCCCCGAAUCCGUACCGUCAAACUGGAACUGUAUUUCAACAAAGCGCACCUGCAUUUCAGCCCUUGGUGAAUGGUUUCAUCAAUACAUCAGUUCUCUCGCAGGGUCAGUCUCUGUCUGGUUGGUUUUACGAGACAUCUCGCAGACAGGGAUGGGACCCGGCUCUGGUUAAGAAGGUAUGGCAGUGGACAUUGUCUAAUCCCAGACUGGCAUUGCUCUUGGUCGUCUGUGAUGAUAUAUCUUCGUGGCGUCAGGCAGCAUUCUUUGACCUCCGAGAUGAAAGCCUCCCCUUCCCCGAGGAUCGUCUUCAGGGUAUUGUUACGAAUCCACAGAAAGUUGUUGAAGAGCAAUGGCGAGCGACAUCAAAAGAACUCCCGCUCAAAGGUGGACAUGUAGAUUUCACCAACCGUGAGACAGUGCCGCUGAAGCAUGUUAGCCUAGUCAGGACAUCUCGCAGCUCCGAUAAGAGUACCGAUCUCGUCCGGGUAUUAGGAGAAGACGGUGAUCGAGUCCUUGUUCGCAAGAGAUUUGUCCUGACUCGACCCUCGCAGAAGAUUGCUCUUCUGAAACAGAUCAGUGACUAUAAGCAGUUUGAUCACAAAAAUAUUGGAAAACUACUUUGCUCUUACGCUCAACCGAGCCACAUUGGAGUUCUUACUGUUCAAUCACAGUACUCAUUGGAUGACUACCUCUCUGUACCUCAAGGCGAUCCAAAUCGCUCCAAACUCUUGGUGGAUUGGAUGCACGAUCUGUCGGGGGCUCUUGAAUAUCUACACACCCAACAAGUACCUGUCUAUCAUCGCAAUAUCCGACCUCGUAAGAUUUUGAUCGACGGUUCCCGAAUUUACCUCGCGCCCUUCGGUAUUGGAUCGAACGGUGAAACGUUCAGUCCAACAGCCAUCAAUCGCCAACGCCUGGACCAACUCAAUUCCUAUUUCCAAGACCAAGCUUUCGUCUAUGCUGCUCCCGAAGCCAUCGUAUCCCAUGGGAAGCGACCAGCUGAUGUAUUCUCCCUCGGCUGCGUUUUUCUCUCCAUGAUGACCGUUGCCCUGAAUCAGUCGCUCUCUAUUUUCACGCAAUAUAGGGCAGGGUCAUCCCAGGAUGCGUCGUUCCAUGCUCAUCUGGAUCGUGUCGGCAGCUGGCGCAAUCGUUUGUUCGCAACAGUCACCUCUGGUCUUCGUAGCGGACUGCUUGGCCAGGGGCGAAAAGUACGCCAACUCAAGGCGGAAUCUAAUUGGCUUCAAAUCAUCGAGAAAAUGAUUACUGCGAAGCCUAAGGAACGCAUCAAGAUGGCGGAAUUGGUGUCUAUACUUGCACAAUUGGGCGAUGGAAAGGUCGUGGGCGGUCGACGAAGAAGUCUCGACGGUGGCGGCGUCAGUGGUCAAAUGGCCGCAAGCCUGCGAAACGGGAACGUUUCAAGCAAUCUGAACGGCAUGAACGGCACACAUGGCACGAACGGCACGUCCGGGAGCAGUCCAGACCGAAAACCCGAGUUGAGUGUGUUCGAUGGCUAUUUCCAGCAGCAACAACGUCGGUAUGACGGUUUCGAUCAACAGGGUUCGGCGUGGUAGAUUGGCGCAGAACCAAAUCUACGCGGAACGUCAGUCCACCGGAACCAUCCGAUCCGAAUCAGAUUGAAACAUGACAGUUGGCCAGAGGGGGGGGGAUGGAUAAGUCCCCGCAGACUCGACUUACGAAACAUAACUCAUGGGAAACAUACGCCACGAAUAAUGCAGCAACAGUGCCUCGUUUCGUUUCACUUUUUCU
Molecule: messenger RNA, 2465 nt
Organism: Aaosphaeria arxii CBS 175.79
Lineage: Eukaryota; Fungi; Ascomycota; Dothideomycetes; Pleosporales
Product: kinase-like protein
Exons: 1
Coding region: 227-2269 (680 amino acids)
Biological process (GO): protein phosphorylation
Molecular function (GO): ATP binding; protein kinase activity
Source: RefSeq, a predicted model, not a curated record